AUGCAGCUGAAUUUCAGGGGCCUCCAGGCCCUGGUGACGGGGGCAGGGAAAGGGAUCGGGAGGGACACUGUGAAGGCCCUGCACGCCCUGGGAGCCAGAGUGGUGGCCGUGAGCCGCACCGACACUGACCUGGUCAGCCUCUCCAAGGAGUGUCCCGGGAUAGAGCCCGUGUGUGUGGACCUGGGUGACUGGGAUGCCACGGAGCGGGCACUGGGCAGCGUGGGCCCCGUGGACCUGCUGGUGAACAAUGCUGCCGUGGCGCUGCUGCAGCCCUUCCUGGAGGUCACCAAGGAGGCCUUCGACAGGAGCUUCAACGUGAACCUGCGCUCAGCGGUGCAGGUGUCCCAGAUCGUGGCCCGGGGAAUGAUCCGCCGCGGAGUGCCUGGUUCCAUUGUCCACGUCUCCAGCAUGGUGGCCCAUGCCUCUUUACCCAACCUAGCUGUCUACAGCUCCACCAAGGGCGCAAUGACCGUACUCACCAGAGUCAUGGCCGCAGAGCUGGGGCCAUAUAAGAUCCGGGUAAACUCCGUGAACCCCACCGUGGUGCUGACGGCCAUGGGCCAGAAAGUCUUGACGGACCCCGAGGUCGCCCGGAAACUGAAGGAGCGGCACCCCUUGCAGAAGUUUGCAGAGUCGGAGGACGUGGUCAACAGCAUCCUCUUCCUGCUCAGCGACCGCAGCGCCUCCACCACCGGCUCGGGCAUCCUCGUGGACGCCGGGUACCUGGUCUCCUAG
Hyaena hyaena (striped hyena) is the source of this 735-nucleotide messenger RNA. RefSeq names its product carbonyl reductase [NADPH] 2-like. Bases 1 to 735 code for a protein of 244 amino acids. The transcript has 8 exons. The record is from RefSeq and is a predicted model, not a curated record. Gene Ontology annotation, molecular function: L-xylulose reductase (NADPH) activity; carbonyl reductase (NADPH) activity. Lineage: Eukaryota; Metazoa; Chordata; Mammalia; Carnivora; Hyaenidae. Gene Ontology annotation, biological process: glucose metabolic process; xylulose metabolic process.